This is a messenger RNA of Didymella exigua CBS 183.55, 2301 nucleotides long. RefSeq lists its product as uncharacterized. The record is from RefSeq and is a predicted model, not a curated record. The transcript has 7 exons. NCBI's taxonomy places the organism in Eukaryota, Fungi, Ascomycota, Dothideomycetes, Pleosporales, Didymellaceae. Bases 1 to 2301 code for a protein of 766 amino acids.
AUGGGCGCUGGCCUGGACGAAGAAUCUCGACGCACCCACUGCUGGGACGACCAACAAGAUCGAAGGCUCGGACAAAAACAGCCUGCUGUUCCAGAUUGUGUCGCAGCCACAGCGAGUGGCGAUAAGUCCAUCGUCCUUGGAGCGUUUGAUCAAGACGACCAAAAUGACGAUGCCGACAACAACACGACUCCAAACGUUGCGCUGACUGACAACAUGCGGCCUGAUCAGAGGGAUAACGAUCCGACUCUUCAAGUUCAGUAUCCUCCGCUCUUCGUCAAAACUAAGCAGACAACAUGCACCGAUGUGGAGGGGUCCAUUGGGCGAUGGCUGUUGACAAAGACAGUCGACGAUAUCCGGGAAGUCAAUGAUCACCCAAAGACGGAGGUCACGUUCAGUGAUCAUGUGAACAACUUCAUUCAGCUGGUCAAGGCCACUCACUCAUCUGAAGAUAAGAAUAAGGCUCACAAGACGUUGCAGCACUACGUCGUCUUGGCGUCGACCGCCAAGAUGUACGGCCAGGUGAAGAGAGGAAAAGAGAGGAACCUAUUUAAAUACAUAAAGAAGCAUGGUGACGAAAUUCACGCUGCUGGAGAAGCCGAUAUUUUCCACGAGGUUCUGAGGCAGGCGAAGUUGUUGAACAAGUCGUUGAGCCGCAAGCAGACAAAGAUCAUUGCUGAUGUCAUCGAACGUCUUGCGAGCAGCUCAGCAAUGUCGCAACAUACACUGAUCGACAGCAAACAACGGGCUACGAUUGCAGAAACGGACACGAUGACGGCCGAACUUCAAGACUUGAAACAAGACAUCGAUGGGGGAAAUCCCAUUGUAUACACUGUUGGCAGCUGUCGUGAUCAACGUCGAAGCGAGGUUGCAGUUUCUGACGAUACAGAAACGGAACGCAAUAUUGAGAGUGAAGUCGGGCGGGAGACUCUCCUUGGAGAUCUUUCCAAAAUACUUAACGCGCUGACCCAAGAAGCAUCGAUCUGGCUUAGGCUAUUCACAAUACUCAAGGAGCAGCUCCGUGAAUAUGUUGUCACAAGUUUGGGCCUCAUUCAGACAUUGUUCGAAUUGACGAGCUCGAAUCUGCCGCAGUACCCAGAACUUCCUGCUGGCUCGACGACACCUCUGCCACCGAAAAAGUCCGAGAUCUCGAGCUCUGAGAAGUCAGACUCCUCCAUAAGCGAGAUUGAGGAGGGAUUCGAGAAGACGAAGAUCGAUCCUGACGAAGACGGCGAACCGUCUUUCUUAGAUGCCAAAGAGGGUGUCAAAAUGGGCGACGGCCGCUUUGACGUAAUUGGACCUCAUUUUUCUGCAUUAUACGGCUCUCGCGUUUUUGAUGAGUUGAAGGAACCCGACCGCACAAGAUCAGAGAAUGGAAGAGUAGAUCAAGAAGACCAGGGGCGACCUCUGACGGAUGAGAAGUUCCAGAAGAUUGAGCGAUGGCUGGACGAGAAGGGAUACGGUUUUGCCAAACAGAAGCUCUACACCACCACAUCAGAAAACCGCAGCUUCACCAGAACCUACCACUGCGAAACUAUCUCGAUGCGUCUGUUUCUGCUCGCUACAAAUCGAGCAAAGUUCGUUGAGAAGACCGUCAAGGCGAAUGACGGCGACUACAAGAACUCGCAACGUAUUUUGCCUCCAAAGGAGGUUACCGACGCAUUGCUCAACACCAUGAACAUCCUCCCAGUUUCGAAGCGUUGUUGCCCGACCUGUGAUGCACUUGUAGAGUUCAUCAGAGCUGGCAUCAAGCUUGAUAUCCUUUAUCUAGGGAACUAUACUAUAUGGUCUGCCAUUGCCUUACCACCCUGGAUUCCUAAAGAGCCGCGAUCAAAGUCGCCAAAGAGCGAUGAUAGGACAUCUGGCCAUGCACGUGCUCCUUUACUCACGUUGUCACCCCCAGAGGGACGAUCAAUGAGCGAUCACUUCUUUUCAGACGCUUUCGGUGACUACGACUCCCGUGCAGAUCGGGCCGCCCCGGGCAACAGAAAGACACUUACUUCGGGUUUGUCGGGCCUCAUUGUCUCGGAGGCGUCUCCCUCAAAGGCUCUCCCCUUCUCAGCCGGUCCGUCGAUGGCAUCAUCCCCUCCUCACUACGUCCCAGUUGCCGAUGACUCGCCACAAGGCGCUAUAGGACCACUCCCACCUCCAACAAGCAGUUCAACUGCGCCCGCACUCGGCGCUCCUAACUUGGGCAUAAGUAAGACACGGAGUAAGCUUGGGGGCCCUUCAGCAGAAGAAGAAAAUGCAGGAGAAGAGGCGGACGGCAGUGAAAAGAAGAAUGACGAGUUGGAUAUAUUGUAG